Metopolophium dirhodum (rose-grain aphid) is the source of this 928-nucleotide messenger RNA. Its product is annotated as transcription factor Jun-like. Lineage: Eukaryota; Metazoa; Arthropoda; Insecta; Hemiptera; Aphididae. Gene Ontology annotation, biological process: regulation of cell population proliferation; regulation of cell cycle; regulation of transcription by RNA polymerase II. The record is from RefSeq and is a predicted model, not a curated record. Gene Ontology annotation, molecular function: RNA polymerase II cis-regulatory region sequence-specific DNA binding; DNA-binding transcription factor activity, RNA polymerase II-specific; transcription factor binding. Gene Ontology annotation, cellular component: transcription regulator complex. The transcript is spliced from 2 exons. Bases 1 to 831 code for a protein of 276 amino acids.
AUGGUAAAUAACUCGUCUAACUGCAUUAUGUGGGAUGAAGCUUUCUACGACGAUCCGCUCAUCACGAAAGUCAAAAGCAACACCAAUGAAGUCAACUUCUUGAAGAGACCGAUGACGUUGGACUUGAACUCUUGCAAUAGCGAGAACUCAACAAAGAAACAACCAACCAUUUUGACGUCACCCGACCUAAGCAUGAUCGAGUUCAACUCUCCCCAAUUAGAAUUGUUCGACUUAUCCCAACAAACCACUCUUCACCAAAUUAUCAGCACACCCACACCGUCUCUAAUUCCAAAUUCUGUGACCGUGGAACAAGAAAUGUCUGUUCAACCGUUUGUCGAAGCACUCCAAUGCAUACACCACAAUGACAAUUCUAACGGUGACAUACAAGUAGAAAUACCAAUGACCAGCAGUGAUAUUAAUUCUUCAGAAUACCAAUCAAAACCGCAAUACUAUGUGUUAGUGACUUCAAAUGACUUUUCCAAUAUUAUUUCUCUUAAUGUUACCAUGAAUGAACCUCAGACUAUACCCAGUGUCACGUCUUCGUCACCACCCACGUCACCAACCGACAUUGAAUCUCAAAAAAAAAUCAAACUCGAAGAGAAAAGAAAAAGGAAUCGUGUUGCUGCGUCCAAAUGCCGCCAAAAAAAAUUAGAGCUUAAAACCAGGCUAGUGGAUAAUAUUAAAGUACUAAAAAAUAAAAAUAUUGAACUUACCACAGAAUUGAGCAGUCUCUUGGAGCAGAUAUGUCAAUUAAAACAAACGGUUGUUGAACACAUGAAAAAUGGAUGUGAAUUUCCAACAGCUGUGGACCUUAAUAAUGAACACAGUUGAAUUUAUCGAACAUACUGAAUUUGGGUGCUACUCCCUGUCUGUUGUGAGUUUUUGCAACGUUUAAAACGUAAUAAUUUAACUGAUAUUUUAAGCUUUU